Messenger RNA from Saprolegnia parasitica CBS 223.65, 1470 nucleotides. RefSeq lists its product as hypothetical. Bases 1 to 1470 code for a protein of 489 amino acids. NCBI's taxonomy places the organism in Eukaryota, Oomycota, Saprolegniomycetes, Saprolegniales, Saprolegniaceae. Gene Ontology annotation, biological process: intermediate filament organization. Gene Ontology annotation, molecular function: structural constituent of cytoskeleton. The record is from RefSeq and is a predicted model, not a curated record. The transcript is spliced from 7 exons. Gene Ontology annotation, cellular component: cytoplasm; intermediate filament.
AUGAAGUCCAAGCGUCUGGAUGAGAAGACGACGCUCCAGGCCCUUAACAACCGGCUCGAGAUGUACGUGCUCCGCGUCAAGGAGGUCGAAGACUCCAAGGAGAUCGCCGAGAAGGAGCUCGAGUCCAUCCGCGAUCGCAUGCAGCUUGACCUGACCAUGACCAAGACGCGUCUCUCCAAGGAGCUCGAAGAAGUCCGCAAGAAGUACGAGGAAGAGCGUGAGGCCAAGAUCCGCGUCCAGAACCUCGAGAAAGAGCAGUACAACGAACUCGUCCAGCUCCGCGAGCAGGUCAAGGAGCUCAACAACACCAAGACAUACCUCGAGACAGUCCAGAACGAGCUCACCAAGGAGAAGGAGAGCUGCAAGGCUGCCAAGGAGGCCCUCGCGUCGAACGCGACGGCUCUCCAGAGCGAGCGCCGCAAGCUCAACGACAUGGAGAAGGAGUACCGCAAGACGCUGGCGAGCCUGCACGAUGCCACGUCGGAGCUCGAACAGUUGAAGCAGAAGACAUCCGAGUUCUCAAUGACUCGCGACUCAGAGAUGACUGCUCUCCGCAAGGAGAUGAACGCCAAGCACUCGGAAGCGCUUGCCUCGUGGCGCCGCGAGUCGGAGGAGCGCCAGCAGGUUGUCGAGAACGAAGUGCGCAGCCACUUUGAAGGCGUCGUCGAAGGUCUCCGCUCGCAGCUCGACGAAGCGACCAAGGAAAUCACUGAUUUGCGUACCGACAAUGAACGCACGGCUAACGAUUACGAUGAGAGCCUCAAGCUUCGCCAGUCGCUCACGGAGAAGCUCGCCGUCGUCGAGUCGCAGUACCGCGCCGACCGCAAGAAGUUCCAGGAGGACCGUCGUGCGUACGAAGCCAACAUUGAAGCCGCUCGCAAGGCGCGCAAGGAGAAGGACUUGGAGUUCAACGACCUCAUGGACAUCAAGAUUGCCCUCGAUGCUGAAAUUUCCGCGUACCGAAGCAUCUUGGACCGCGAAGAGACGCGUUUCGGCGUUGAGCCCAAGGCGACGACCCAGAAGAAGCGCAAGUCGACGCCGCACUCGGUGCGCGCGCAGAAGCGGCGAAAGACCCACGCGUCUGGUGACUUCCGCAUCCGCCAGCUCAACCUCGACGAGGGCCGUAUCAUCCUUGAAAACACGGGCGCGACCCCGCUUCCCCUUAACGGGUGGCAAAUCACGAGCAAGUCGAGCAACCACGUGUUCUCGUUCCCGGAUGACUACGUGAUUCAACCCGGCGGCAAGGUCUCGGUCUUGUCGGGCAAGAACCCGACGGUCCCGGAAGGCGAGCAAGAUCAGAUGGACUUUUACGCCGUCAAGAAGGCCAUCUGGAACCCCAAGGGCGACGUCGCCCUGGUCAAGAACGCCGAGGGCGAAGUCGUCUGCUCGCACGCUGAAGGCAUCAAUGAAGACGAGUACGACGAUGAGCAGGAGAAGGAGGGCAACGGCGAAGGCUGCGGCAUUAUGUAA